Messenger RNA from Acanthochromis polyacanthus (spiny chromis), 2478 nucleotides. It is a transcript of the gene plbd2, whose product is annotated as phospholipase B domain containing 2. Gene Ontology annotation, biological process: phospholipid catabolic process. Gene Ontology annotation, molecular function: glycerophospholipase activity. The coding region runs from base 134 to 1831 and encodes 565 amino acids. The transcript has 12 exons. The record is from RefSeq and is a predicted model, not a curated record. Gene Ontology annotation, cellular component: extracellular region. NCBI's taxonomy places the organism in Eukaryota, Metazoa, Chordata, Actinopteri, Pomacentridae.
UGUGCGUGUUACUUUAUGUCUCGUGUUGGUUCUGUGAGUUUGUUGACUGGACUAAUCAGCAGGGUCUUUUAUUUUGAAAGUGUGGUCAGGUGACUCGUCAUACGCAGUAUCAUGUGACUUGUUCAGAUUGAUCAUGGCGUCCAGGCCAAACAGGACGUUUGUUUUUAGAAGUUUUACAGCGGUUUUAAAACUUUUAGUAGUUUUAGUCGUGCUAUGUCUGAAUUCAUGCGUUCGGGCUGAAAUACAAAGUGUUGUUGUCGACAAACAGACUGGACAGCUGUCGGUGCUGGAAGGAUAUCGGGACGAUUUUGUGGCCUGGGGGAACUUCACUGAUGACAUUAAAACAUCAGGCUGGUCUUUCUUGGAGAUCACCACCAAUGGCAAGUACAAUGACAGCGUCCAAGCUUAUGCUGCUGGUGCUGUGGAGGCUGCACUCACAUCUCAGCUCAUCUAUAAGCACUGGAUGAACACUUUAAUGAAUUACUGUGGGCCCUUCACGUCUCAAUCUGGUUACUGCGAUCGCCUGAAGGCUUUCAUCGCAGUUAAUCUGCAGUGGGUUCAGGAGCAAAUAGAGACUCAGCCAACUUCACCUUACUGGUACCAGGUGCGUCUGGCGCUGCUGCAGCUGAAAGGUCUGGAGGACAGCUACAACGAUGACCUCACAUUCCCCACAGGCUCCUUCUCUCUCAACCCAUUUGGCUUCCUACUUUUCCAACUGGGUGGGGAUCUUGAGGACUUGGAAUCGGCUCUGAAUAAAUCCAGCGAAACUCGACCGCUUGGAUCUGGUUCCUGCUCUGCUCUCAUUAAGCUGCUGCCAAACAACAAGGAGCUGCUGGUGUCACAUGACACCUGGAACAACUACCAGUCCAUGCUGCGCAUCAUGAAGAAAUACAUCUUUGCUUUUAAUGCUUCUCCUUUAGACAAUUUUCCUCUUCCUGGAGGAACUCAAGCGUUCUCAUCUUACCCUGGAUCGAUCUUCUCUGGAGAUGACUUUUAUAUCCUGAGUAGUGGCUUGGUUACAUUGGAAACCACGAUUGGCAACAACAACCCUGCUCUUUGGAAAUUUGUUCAGCCCAAAGGAACCGUCAUGGAAUGGCUGAGGAACAUUGUUGCUAAUCGACUAGCUUCUAAUGGCAAGCAGUGGGCAGAGAUAUUCAUGAAGUACAACAGUGGCACGUAUAACAACCAGUGGAUGAUUGUGGACUAUAAACACUUUAGUCCAGGAAAGACUGACAUUAAAGAGGAUCUCUUUGUUGUAUUGGAGCAGAUUCCGGGAUUCAUUGUUUACACUGAUAAAACUGAGGAACUUCUGAAGAAAGGAUACUGGGCUAGUUACAACAUACCGUAUUAUGUGGACAUAUUUAAUGCCAGUGGCUGCAAUGAGCUGGUUAAGAAGUUUGGCCCCUGGUUCUCUCUGGACCAGAAUCCUCGGGCUCAGAUAUUCAGGAGAGACCAGACAGCUGUCACAGAUGUGGACUCCAUGAUCCGUCUUAUGAGGUAUAACAACUUCAAGGAAGAUCCACUCUCAAAGUGUCAAGGCUGUAAUCCACCUGAGAAUGGAGAGAAUGCGAUCUCAGCCCGAUCAGACCUGAACCCAGCUAAUGGAACAUAUCCGUUUGGUGCCUUAAGGCAGAGAUCACAUGGAGGAACAGACAUGAAGAUGACAUCGUACGAGAUGUUCAGAGACUAUGGCAUGGUGGCAGUGAGCGGGCCAACCUGGGACCAGGUACCACCCUUCCAGUGGAGCACUUCGCCCUACAAGGACCUGCUGCACAUGGGUCACCCUGAUAUUUGGGCAUUCAAGCCUGUGAAAGUCACUUGGACCCCGUAAUUCUUAUCAUACUGUUUAUUCAAGUGACAUUAUAAAUGUUAAUAAUAUCAGCUGUGCUGUUAAAUGUUUUAAAAAAGGGAAAUACAAUAAUCACUGAUUGUCAGGAGAGUGCUGACAAUAUUCUGCAAGUGUUGCAGGAUAAUGUAGUUUUGCACUGUUGGCAUAAUGUUGAAGAGAGCUUUGAAUGUGAGACAGUGUGACCAAGAAAUGAGAAUUAUUGCUGUUAUUAAGCCAUAAGAACCCAGGCCCAUUUUCCUUAAAGGACUUAAUUAGUUAAGAUCAGACAUAAAACUUUACAAGGAAGAGACUGGGGCACUCAAAGUGCUUGUUACACUGGUGUCACCGUGUGUUCUUAUGGAUUAAGUGGGAGUUUCUGCAUGAAAUUAAUCUGAUUUUUUUGUUUUCAACAUUUUUAUUUCUUAUGCAAAUUAAGUGAAAAUGUAAAUUACAUGAAAUUUAAUUCCAGUGGCAUACUGUGUUACUGUGUUGUAAAUUAUCCUAAAGGUCUGCACCUAAUACUAAUGUUGAUACAUUUUCUGUAACAGUUACGACAAAUGUUCUGGUCACGAAUUCUGCAAUGCAUUUUAUUAAUUUUCUAUUUUUUCAUGUUUUGAAAAUAAACAAUGCCCUGAUUAUUUUCCAUGUAA